Syzygium oleosum is the source of this 1522-nucleotide messenger RNA. Its product is annotated as 1-acyl-sn-glycerol-3-phosphate acyltransferase-like. Gene Ontology annotation, cellular component: membrane; endoplasmic reticulum. The record is from RefSeq and is a predicted model, not a curated record. Gene Ontology annotation, molecular function: 1-acylglycerol-3-phosphate O-acyltransferase activity. Bases 437 to 1369 code for a protein of 310 amino acids. Gene Ontology annotation, biological process: phosphatidic acid biosynthetic process. NCBI's taxonomy places the organism in Eukaryota, Viridiplantae, Streptophyta, Magnoliopsida, Myrtales, Myrtaceae. The transcript has 6 exons.
GAACGUCCAGGGGCACGGGACGACUCGCCAAAUUCCACGACACACGGACCAGAAAGAUUAAUGAUUGGUCACACGAGGGGGAGAAUUUCUUCCUCAGACGCUCUAAAUAAAUCGAGAGGCUGUCUCUCCCUCCCUCUGUAUGGUCUCAUCAUCUCAGCGGUCGCAGUGGCCACCACGCUCUGUAAUUUUUCUUCGUCCUUUCUCUUUCGCUCUGCUCCCCAAAAUCCUCCCCUCCCCCCCCCCUCUUUCGUCUCUUUGAGAAAUCUUUGUCGGGCUCUCAACUCUGCUUCAGUUAUCCGUUUUCCGCCUCCCACUCUCUUGGGGGGACUCUUUAGCUGGCCACCUUCUCCACGGUUCUUGGCGAGACAGCGACGUGCCCGCUUGCACUUGCCCUCAUUAUUUUAGAACAUCUCGAAAGAACCUUUGCACUCUGGCCAUGGAAAGUAGUGGCGUCAGCUCUUUCCUGAGGAACAGAAAGCUGGAAAGCAUUUUGAAUGCGAGCUCCAUAGAAACUUUUGGAGUUUCGGCGAAACCCUUGGUGAAAGAAGGGGUGGGAUAUCAGCCGAGGACUGAUGGGUAUGUUGAUGACGAUGGUUGGUUUUCCGAGUUGAUAUCUUGGAUAAGAAUAGUGACGUGCUUCUUGUCAAUGAUGGUGACGACCUUCAUAUGGGCAUUGAUCAUGGUUAUUCUGAUCCCGUGGCCAUAUGAAAGAAUAAGGCAAGGAAAUAUUUAUGGGCACGUAACUGGCAGACUGCUGAUGUGGAUCUUGGGAAAUCCUAUAAAGUUUGAAGGGUUGGAAUAUGCUGACGAGAAGGCCGCCUAUAUUUGUAAUCAUGCAUCCCCAAUUGAUAUUUUCCUUAUAAUGUGGUUGACUCCGACAGGCACUGUUGGUAUUGCAAAAAAGGAGAUUAUCUGGUACCCUCUUUUUGGACAGCUUUAUGUAUUAGCCAACCAUCUCCGCAUAGAUCGCUCAAACCCCACUUCAGCCAUUGAGUCGAUGAGGGAGGCAGCUCGUGCCGUGGUUAAAAACAAUCUGUCUCUGAUCAUAUUCCCUGAGGGCACCCGGUCAAAGGAUGGACGACUGCUUCCUUUCAAGAAGGGUUUUGUACACUUGGCCUUGCAAUCACGACACCCGAUAGUGCCUAUAGUCUUGACUGGGACCCAUCUAGCGUGGAGAAAGGGCAGUUUACAUGUUCGGCCUGCACCUCUUACUGUAAAGUUCCUUCCCCCAAUCAAAACUGAUGAGUGGACUGCCGAUCAUAUUGAUGAGUAUGUGGAAAUGGUCCAUGACAUGUAUGUGAAACACCUUCCUGAGUCGCAGAGGCCUCGUGCAUCGAAUGCUGCUACUAGGAAUAAUUCAGUUUCCUAGGUGAAUUUCUUAUAUAUUCAACUUUGUAUCAUUUUAGAUUAGAGGAAGCAUGUACUAUUAACUCCUGGAAUAAAGCACUGCGAAUAUGUAGUGUUGCUGUAACCCUUUAAAAAGGUUAAAAAAUAGAAAACGCAAAUGCAGUUUUGAGGUUCA